Molecule: messenger RNA, 2007 nt
Organism: Cajanus cajan (pigeon pea)
Lineage: Eukaryota; Viridiplantae; Streptophyta; Magnoliopsida; Fabales; Fabaceae
Product: MLO-like protein 6
Biological process (GO): defense response
Cellular component (GO): membrane
Source: RefSeq, a predicted model, not a curated record
UCUCUUUAUGUGCCCAAAAUUAUUACUAUAAUAAGCUAUAAAGCUCCCUUGGUUGUCCGAAACCUCUCUUGUCUUCAAUUCAAUCAUUAAUCGAAGUUGAACAUAGAGUACCAGCAGCAUAACUCCUCUUCCACCCCUCAUAUAUCUUAAAGCUUCUCUUCAAUUCUUUGCAUAACUUUCUCCUUUGCUUCUACCCUUUCUUUUGUAUUUCGAACGAUCAAACAAAAUUCUCGUAUUAAGAACAAUCCAUGGCAGGAGGAAGUGGAGGAAGGAACUUGGAGGAAACGCCUACAUGGGCAGUCUCAGCUGUUUGCUUUGUUUUGAUCACAAUAUCUAUAAUCAUCGAGCAUAUCAUCCAUCUCAUAGGAAAGUGGUUGAAGAAGAAGCACAAAAGAGCUAUGUACGAGUCACUUGAAAAGAUAAAAUCAGAGCUUAUGUUAUUGGGGUUCUUAUCGUUGCUUCUAACGGUGGGACAAGGUCCAAUAUCAAGGAUAUGUAUAUCGGAAAAAGUUGCAGGGACAUGGCACCCUUGCAGCAAGGACGACGAAAGCCAUGACUCAGAUAGUGAAGAUUCGCAACACGGAACCAAUGGUCGUAGGUUGUUAGCGGCGUUCUAUGCUUCGGACACGCGGCGUCUUUUGGCCGGAGGAGGAAGCCACAAGUGUGCCCAGGGUAAAGUCCCGUUUGUGUCAUCGGAUGGCAUUCAUCAACUCCAUAUAUUUAUCUUCGUGCUGGCUGUUUUCCAUGUUCUUUACUGCGUCAUCACUAUGGCUCUGGGUAGAGCAAAGAUGAAAAGGUGGAAACGAUGGGAAGAGGAAACCAAGACACCUCAGUACCAAUUUUCACACGAUCCUGAGAGAUUCAGAUUUGCGAGGGACACAUCGUUUGGAAGAAGACACUUGAGCUUCUGGACCAAAAAUCCUGUCCUCAUGUGGCUUGUUUGUUUCUUUAGGCAGUUUGUGCGGUCAGUUCCUAAAGUGGAUUACUUAACCUUGAGACAUGGAUUUAUAAUGGCACAUUUGGCUCCUCAAAGUCACUCCAAAUUUGAUUUUAGGAAAUACAUAAAACGAUCACUGGACGAGGAUUUCAAAGUUGUCGUUGGAAUCAGUCCUCCAUUCUGGUUCUUCGCAGUGCUGUUUCUCCUCUUAAACACUCAUGGGUGGUACUCUUAUCUGUGGCUGCCAUUUAUCCCUUUGAUUAUCAUCUUGUUGGUUGGAACCAAGUUGCAAGUGAUCAUAACCGAGAUGGGCCUAAGAAUUCAACAAAGGGGAGAGGUACUGAAGGGCGUGCCUUUGGUGCAACCAGGGGAUCACUUGUUCUGGUUUAACAGACCAGGCCUUAUUCUUUACCUCAUCAAUUUUGUGCUAUUUCAGAAUGCUUUCCAGCUGGCUUUUUUCUCAUGGUCUGCGCUUCAAUUCGGGAUUCGAUCAUGUUUCCAUUCGCAUACGGAGGAUGUGGUGAUCAGAAUCACAAUGGGGGUCCUGAUUCAAAUCCUGUGCAGCUACGUCACUCUUCCUCUCUACGCUCUAGUAACACAGAUGGGUUCGACAAUGAAGGCAACAAUUUUCAACGAAAGAGUGGCGGUUGCGCUGCGGAACUGGCACCAAACCGCGAAGAAGCACAUAAGACAGAACCGCGUGGGACCGUUGUCGUUGUCGGGGACACCAACGUCAAGCAGACCCACAACGCCGAGUCACCACAUGUCCCCAGUGCACCUCCUACGAUACUACCGUUCCGAAGCGGAUAGCUUCCCUGCUUCUCCUCGAAGGUCUAACUUGGAUUCCCAACCUUGGGAUAAUAGUAACAUCAACGUUGAUUCCCCUUCUCCUUCUUACUCCCACCACCAAUUGGAAAUGGCUCCACAAACCAAUGACCCCACCGUUGACACAACGCACCAUGAGAUUGUUGUUGCACGUCAUAGCAAGGAGUUUUCCUUUGAUAAAAGACCUACUACUAAUAAUACGUAAAUUAAAAUUGAUUCACCACCAGAAAAAAAAAAAAAAAAAA